Spizellomyces punctatus DAOM BR117 is the source of this 740-nucleotide messenger RNA. RefSeq lists its product as uncharacterized. Bases 180 to 656 code for a protein of 158 amino acids. The record is from RefSeq and is a predicted model, not a curated record. The transcript has 3 exons. Lineage: Eukaryota; Fungi; Chytridiomycota; Chytridiomycetes; Spizellomycetales; Spizellomycetaceae.
AAGUGACACUGGAACCAGUCGGGUUGUAAUUUGUCGAAAUCGGCCUGCAAAAACACUUGGCAUUUCGACAGCAAUCAUCAGUAGAAAACCUCAUCGUCCCCCCCGCACCAACUGAGCCCCCUGUUAUCGCACACUUCUUGUCGAGUCGUUACUUUUCUCAUUUUAAAAAGCAUCUCAAAAUGGAUCAAAUCCAGCCGUACCUCCAGCAGUUUGAUAACUACCUCGGAAAGUUCAGAACCUUGAACAGAAUUGAAAAGGCUACAGGAGUGCCAAAGACCUACUUCACGUUGGCCGUUUACGCCCUUACUUCGAUUUCCGUUUUCUUCAACAUCUUUGCUGGUCUCACCACCAAUCUUCUUGCUAUCAUCUACCCUACAUACCGCGCAUUUGAGGCAUCCUACAAGGAGGAUACGGCGGCAUUGAAAGUCUGGGCGACCUACUUCUGGGCUAUUGGCAUCGUGAACAUUGUGGAAUUGGGCAUUACUACCAUCUUGGCGUGGUUCCCGUUCUACUACGUUGUCAAAGUUGUGUUUGUCUUUUGGCUCUUCCUGCCUCAGUACUUUGGAGCAAAACUUAUCCAUGACGCGGUUUUGCCUCAGUUGACUCCUUUCUUCAAGCGUGCUGAGGCCGAGCAGGCUCAAACCAAACUCGAGUAACUAGUAGAUAAUUCAUAGUAUAGGGUAACUGGUACAUAAUGAUACAAAUAACGGGCCCACUUAAAUGGUUCCAUAUACCUCCGA